CCGCACACUCCUCCGUCUCUGCGUUUGUACCGCCUCUCCGCCGCAUACAGCCAUACCCACCACAGCUCCGUCUUGACAUCUGUGCUUUGAGAGGUGACCGUACCCUAUCUGCUUGCGGGCAGUGAUUCAGCAAGCCCGAUACUACCCCGAGGGUGUGCUCCACUGAGUCCUGCUUCAACCGGAGGUCCCUGCCCCCACCGUUACAAUGUCGAAACGCAGGGUGGCUUACUAUUACGAUUCUGAUGUGGGCGCUUACACCUAUGGCUAUGGGCACCUCAUGAAACCUCAACGGAUGCGUAUCACUCAUGAACUCGUAUCUGCAUAUGGCAUGCUGGACAAGAUGCACAUUCUGCGUGCAAAACGCGCAUCCGCGGAGACAAUGACGCGCUUUCACACCGACGAGUACAUCGAGUUUCUCUCAAAAGUCACACCGGAUAAUGUCGAGGAGCUCAUGUCACAGCGUUCCCGAUUUCUCGUACUCGGUGAUGACAACCCUGCAUUCGAAGGUAUCUUCGAAUUUUGCUCCAUCUCUGCGGGAGGGUCAAUAGCUGCUGCCGAACGCAUCGCAAGCGGGGCAACAGACAUCGCCAUCAACUGGGCCGGCGGGCUACACCACGCCAAGAAGCGCGAAGCCUCAGGCUUUUGCUAUAUCAAUGACAUCGUGCUCGGUAUUAUCGAGCUCCUGCGCUCCGUGCCGCGCGUGCUGUACAUCGACAUUGACUGCCACCACGGUGAUGGCGUCGAAGAGGCGUUCUAUACGACCGACCGCGUCAUGACGUGCUCGUUCCACAAGUACGGCGAGGAGGGCAAAGGCAAGGGAUAUGCAGUCAACGUCCCGUUGAAGGAUGGCGUCACCGACGAGUCGUUCAGAAGCAUCUUCGAGCCGGUGCAUCUUGCUGUCUUUCAGCCCUCCGUGAUCGCUGGGUGCCUUAACUUGACGAUGCAGGGGCACGCGAAUUGCCUCCAGUAUGUGCGCUCGCGCAACAUCCCGCUCAUCCUCCUUGGCGGUGGCGGGUACACCGUGAAGAACGUCGUGCGCGCGUGGACGUACGAGACCGCGUUAUUUGAGUGGUUCGGCCCGAGGUACAGGCUGGAGGUCCUGCCGAAUAAUAUGGAGGAUAUGAACGUGAAGGAUGGGUCGCUCGAUGAGGUCCGGUAAGUUACUUGCUGCUCCUCGUGAUCCGUUGGAAGGCGAAGUUGAGCGUAUACAAGGACAAAAGUGCUACAACAGCUGGGCGAACUACAGCCUGCGCCCUCUGUUGGGAUGCAGGAUGUUCCUCGAGAGAGUCUAGGCGAGCAUCUCGGGUUCGGAAACGCCAACAACGAAGAACCCAUGGAUGAGCUUGACGAGCGACUAGCGCGUGAGUGCCGCCUUCCUAUUGUUCUGGCCGCGCCUCAUUCGUGCUGUGUAGAACACACGCGCUUCGUUUAUGGCCUGCAAGAAGCUGCUGCCUCAGACAACGAGUCAGACGGGGACGACGCGGACUCCAUCUCAGACGACUCACAUGCGGGCCGGCGGCGCCGCUCAAAACGCCGUUCCCGGCGGCG
Fomitopsis serialis is the source of this 1548-nucleotide messenger RNA. RefSeq lists its product as uncharacterized. Gene Ontology annotation, molecular function: histone deacetylase activity. The transcript has 9 exons. The record is from RefSeq and is a predicted model, not a curated record. Bases 206 to 1159 code for a protein of 317 amino acids. NCBI's taxonomy places the organism in Eukaryota, Fungi, Basidiomycota, Agaricomycetes, Polyporales, Fomitopsidaceae.